Exaiptasia diaphana is the source of this 5558-nucleotide messenger RNA. RefSeq lists its product as uncharacterized. The coding region runs from base 118 to 3927 and encodes 1269 amino acids. The record is from RefSeq and is a predicted model, not a curated record. Lineage: Eukaryota; Metazoa; Cnidaria; Anthozoa; Actiniaria; Aiptasiidae. The transcript has 22 exons.
AGAAAGUGCGAAAUUCAAACUUUCGUAGAUCACUUUUCCACUGUUUGUUUGUCAAAGUUUUUCCCUAGAUUUCUCCGUAAAAAUGCCUUUCUUUUUGCUCCUUUCUUGAAGUAAAUCAUGGCAACAUCUUGUGCAUGUUAUAAUCACGACGACCGUCGAGCAGUUUGGAGUUGUUUUGACUGCAAACCAGAUUGUAUUAUAAAGUUUUGCAAGGAAUGCCAUGAACAUGUCCACUCAUURCCAGUCUUCAGGUUUCACAAAACAGAGUCAAUAGUAUUAACACAGGGCGAGAAGAGAAGACUGUCUCAGGAUGUUUCUGAUCUUGAAAAGUUGGUUGUCGUAGAAAGAGAAAUCUUGAAUGGAGUUCUUACAAAACUUCAAUAUGUUGACCAGCAAGAGCGUGAAAUGCUACAUGACAUGGUGAAGAAGUCUGAGAAGCGUUUACAYGAAAUUCAACAAUGUCAUGAAAAGGUUGACAAAGCUUUACGAUAUCUUGCAAAGGUGUCUACAUUUAUUACUUCAUGUAGCAGUAGUGGUCCUGAUGCCUUUCCCUCACAGUUCAUAUACAAAGAACCGGUCAGGAACUUCAAUGAUAUUGCUCAAGAGCUUUCAGAUAGGGCAGAAUUAGGAAGUAUUUCAAAUUUCCCAGUAGAGAUAGUUGGCUCCUUGAACAAAUCUGGUUGCUUUUGGAUGGUGAAGAAGACUGUUUCUGAUAAACAAAAGCUUAUACAAAUUGAGCAUGAUCUCAAAGAUUAUUUCAAGCAUAACCCAGUUAGCAAUACUCAAUUACCAGCAUUAAAGGAAGGAGCUGUCUGUGCAGCAAAGAACAAUGCAAAUACUGAGUUCUGGAGAGUAAGAGUUGAUAAACUUUGCACAAAUGAAAUGGUCAAGUUACGAUAUCUUGAUUUUGGGAUGCAAGAGGAACUACCAUUCAGCUGUAUUGUAGAUCUACCACCAUCGCUUAGGAUAGCACCAUAUCUGGCCAUGGAAUGCUGUUUGUUUCCACUAACCAGUCAAAUUGCUCUUCCAUACGAGGCAAAGUGGUGUUUUAAAGACCUUACUCAUGGGAAAGAGUUGACGGCAAGUGUUCAAUCACAGAUGAUCUAUCCACAAGGACAUAGCAUGUAUCACAUCCAGCUGACUGCAGUUGGUCCACCUACAGUCAACAUAAACCAGAAGGUUGCUGACAUGCUUGCUCAGAAACAGCUUGAUGCUGAGGAUAUCCCUAUUCUGCCAAAAGAUGAACAAAAACCCAAAUCUGAAGUUUCCCAAAAUGUCCAAGAGCCAGAACAUCCUAAAGUACAGCAAUUACCCAGUAAAGUGCAACCUGUGCAAGAAAACAUCAUAAAAGAGAGCAUCGUGGAUGAAAAUGCUGAUACCAAGAAAAGUCCAGAGCCAGAAAAGGUUGUGAAUAURCAAGACCCAGCCAUAUUAAUGCAUGGAGAACCAGUGAAAAAGUACACAAUUUUGAGAAGAAACAGCGAAGAUAAAAAUAAGAAAGAACUCUUGACUAGUUUACCUGAAUUAUCGAUAAAACCACCAACCACAACUGSCAAUGAUACRCCACCCGAWCCUGGACACYCAACAGAAGGCACCAAAAAUGAUGAUCAAGUCGUARAUGAACAGACAUCUAAGAAACUCACAGAUUCUGUUAYAAAUAAGUCGCAUGAURCAACUAAAGAGAUUUCUAACAAGACUCCAGAUGCUUUGGCAAAUUCMUUGCAAGRUGCCACUGAGAAAAGCGUUAAAAAGCUACCAAGCUCUGUGCCAGAGUAUAUCCCUGUAGGGUUCCUWAACGAUCAAAUGUACCAAUCUCUUUUAGACGAAUUCUCAACGGCAAGCGAAGACUGGUAUGGAGUCAGGUCCAAACUACGUGGAGCAAGAUUUUUUGCAGUCAGAGGAAACCCSCGCCAAAUAAUAGAAGCAAUAAAGACGAAAGUGUGGUGUGUUCUCGAUGAAAGGUUUGCACUUCUCAUGAACCAAGUGUACAGAGAGCAAACUGCAAAGCAAGCAACCAUGUAUUUUAUAUUUGUUCAAAGACCUUUUGUAGUUGGUUUCAUGCAGGUUGUGUCAGAAAGAAAACCACACCCUUGCUCUGUUUUGACGCCAGGGGUAUUAUGGGGACAGCAGUGCCGUGGAGAGUUYAAGAUCAAAGUUAUCUCCAUCAAUAAGUACAGGCUCCACAUUCUUCGUAAUGAAAAYGCAGAAGUCUUAUGGAGAUUCUUCAGUGGUUUUCCUAUAGUUCAAGAACUGAAUUUUGAUGUUGCAGAAGAGAUAAUAUAUCGCUAUGAGAAUCUAAAACGUCAAUUCACAAUUCUUGAGUGGGGCUUGAAAAACUACCAACAGCAGAAUGCACCAUUGAAGGAAMUGACCAAUAGYCAAGAAAAUUUGUCUUUGCACUUCAACGAAAGUAGCCUACCAAAGGACGCACCCAAGGAAACAAGAACCAAGAACUUAACUGAAGAUGAAGACCAAUCUAAUGAAGACUGGGAGCCMGAUCUUCAAGCACAGCCAGCUAAAGUUGCUGAGAUUUACUCUAACAUCUCUAGCCCUCCUGCUAGYACUAGCAGCCGUGUUGGAGAAGAAGCAGUAGAAGAUACUGAAGCUGUUCCUGAGGAAGCCAAUGUGUGCCCUAGGGAAACUGUCAAGCCUUURGARGAGGAUGAAGUUUUCGAAGUUGAACCAGUYAAGCUUGAAGAGGCUUUGGAAGAGAAAGCAAAACUUGAUGAUGAAGUUGAACAGGAGGAAUUUGUCUCUCCAGACAAUCUCGUUGAUAAUACGAAAGCAAGUAGGGAUGAUAACCAGUCUGAUGUGAAUGAUUCUAGUUUAGUUAUCGAAGCGAAAGAACAAAAGCAGCCUGAACCAAAUGAAGAGUUUGAAAACCAAAAACAAGAGMCAUUGCCAAUUAAUGAAGAAAUGGRUCCUUCUUCUCUURACGAAGAGAAUACUCCACAAGCUACAGUCACUCAACCUUUUUCAUCAAAAGAUGAUCUUUUGCCAUCGUACAUGCCAUAUGGACAAGCAGUGCCUGGAAAUGGUGAUACCACCAUGAAAGACCAAGACAAUAUUACAAAUGAACAUCCAGAUAUGAAGGAACACUUUUAUGUUAUAAGUCCACCCCAGACCCCUAAGACUGAUGUCCCUAACGAAAAAGUGCAAGACGUUGAUAAAGUCGAGAUCUCAAAGGAAGAGCGCGAAGAGCUUUCUCAAGAACAACGGGUUUCGAGUGAAACGAAGGGAAAUGAACGUGUAUCGAGUACAUCAGUGAGUAGCUUGACAAAUGAGGUUUCUUCAAGYGAUGCAAGUCGAGAUUCUCCAGACUUUUUUCAAGUCGCUGAGUGUUCUCAAGUCGAUGCUGAUCUGUAUGAUGAMGARUCCUUUUUACCAGUAGAAAAAGGAGGACGAUAUAAAGUUUUUGCUUAUAAGGAACCUGAUGAAAAUGGAUCAUUCUGGGUAAGACUGGUGCGAAAUGACCAAGAAGAAGAAAUAUUCAAGAAGUUUCAAAGAACCAUAAAUAAAAUAGGAAGAACAGGAGCGCCACUUGCGGCUGUCCACCUGUACAAGAAUUGUAUCUUUAUCAAUAACAAGGGAUAUUCUGUUAGAGGUCUCAUCACGAAAAUCUAUGGUGAUGGAGAGGUUGACGUACGUUUGAUUGACGAUGGAAAGACAACUAUUGCAACUGUUAGUGAUCUAAGAGAGCUUGAUUACCAAUAUGUAACUUGUAUGCCACCUCAGGCAUUUGAAUGCAGGCUUCGUGACAAAAAGUCKCUUAAGGACAAAUUUAAGAAAGCGAAGAAAAACAUCAGGAGUUACGACAUUGAAAUUGAAGUGACGGGUUUUAAUGGAGAAGUCGUGGAAGUUGACGUUAUUACUUUAAAACUCUGCGAGCGCCCUUCAAGACACUACAAACCCCCUCCAAGUCGAUGAUACACAGGCAUCCCAAGUACUGUUGUACACUCCACAGGUAGCCCAAAACAACUAUUUAAAGACACCAAUGCAGGUACUCCAACUGUCAACUUAUCAUGUCGCUGGGUGAUUGAUAACCACUAACCAGAUACAGAAAGUUAUUCCGUUAAGAUACUUUAUGUUUAAAAUUAUACGUUCGCGUUCCAAUCUUGUUGAUUGAAAAGCAAGGUAUUCCUUGCGAUGUCUUGGUCUACCCAGAAUUCUUUGCUUUAGAAGGAAGCGCGCAAUGCAUUCAUGGGAAACCAAACUGAAAAUUUCGCAGUGAUUGGUAAAGAUUGAGCGAAUAAGGCGAGUCAGAUAAUGAACCCUUUUUCGUUUGCUUUUGGGAAGAGUUGAGUCUCGAAAAUAAAGUUUUGAAGAUUGAUAUAAAUCAAAUGUGAUUUCUAAAUAUAAGCUUUCAAAAUAUAGUUGACUUAAUCAACCAUAGCUUGCUUUAGGAGACAAUGAAUUUUUAGAGCAAAAGAGGCAGAGAAGUUCGUGAUCUGCGAAGAGUUAUAAAAACCAUAAUAGGAACACUUAUUCUUGAGAAUUUUCUCUUGAGGAAAAUUUACUCCCUUCACACAAUGAGAAGCGUCGUGAAUAAGUGCAUGUCAUUAUUGAGUGAUUAUAUGCGGCUGUGAGCAAAUGCACGCGAAUAUGGAAAGCUUUUAUUUCAUUUCUUCAGUUUCCUCUAAUCACCAAAAACGAUGCGAGUUGUAGUGAUACUGAUGAAUAGAAAAUUGUAAGCUUUAAUUGUCAUUUACUGGUAAUGCGUGCGAGUGACGUUUUUAGCAGGUUCCAUAUGGUUAAAAAAACUUAAUGACUUGUCAUUCUCUGUAUCGAAUGAGUUAUUGCACGAAAAUUAUACUGGUCUGAAAGAAUGAUGCCUUCAAACUACGAUAACUCGUUCUCUUUUAAGUUCUUCGUACUAGUUAUUGCUAAAUCAUGAGUGAGUUGUGAAGAGAUUGCGCUGCCUAAGGAUUCCAUUUCUUGCGUUCCGUGACUUUUAAUAGUUUAUUUUUGAAUUCAUUAAAAAUUUAGGAAUACUUUUUAGGAGCAAAAAGCCUGCUUAUGAUAUUACAGUUGAUGUUCACUAUAAAAAUCAUAUAUAUUCAGCAUAAAUAAUAUAUAGUUCAUUGAUUUGAAGAGAUAUCCUGUACGACUAACACAAUGUUUUGACUAAAGUGAUAUUCCAUCGUCUGUAAUGAGAAAAAGACUACGUAUUUUGCACUGUUGCGAUAAAGAACAAAAGAAAACACAGCCUUAAGUCUGCUGUAAAUAUUGUAUUAUCUUUAUUUUUAUUUCGCAGGCGAUGGAAAAUCACUUUAGCGACUUUCAUAACACAUUAUGUUUGCCACUUUUAUCAUUAUUUAUCUGAACAUUGGUGGUUUCACGUCAAAAAUAACCGAAAUAUAAGGUGUCUGUUUGGUGUAAGUGAUCACUUACAAAUUCGAGUUUUGUUUUAAUACAUUUUCAUAUAUUCCGCCAUUUCAUAAUAUUAACACGUUACUGUUUGAUAUUCCUGUUAAAWUUUGUAUAUUUGAAUGUUGUAAAAAUGAUUUUAGCUCGGACGUUGCUAGUUGAUUUAGUGUAUAUGCGAAUAAACUAUAUUU